AUGGCAGAGGACGACAUUAGUAUUUCUCGCAUACUAGAUUUUAAGUCGGUGAUUGCCUUUCGCCAGCUUCACAACCACCCGAACGCGUUCUGCCGAUCGGACAUCUACGCCGUAUGCCGCCUCUCGCCGCUGACCUUUGACCUCGCGCCGUGCAAGCACGAGGUCGCGUUCUGCGCGUGGAUGCGCGUCGACGAGUUUGUCGUUCACGAGCAGACGACUGCGUUCGGGCGCAGCGUCGGUCGGCUUCUCAUGCAUGGCCUCGAGCGUGGCUUCAGCGCUGUCGACGUGACGUCACACGAGCUCGAGUAUGCACAGCCGCAGGCGCGAGCGAAAAGCUACAAGCUCUUCCACCGGCCGCUGCCGUGCGAGACGCCGUGA
This is a messenger RNA of Priapulus caudatus, 378 nucleotides long. Its product is annotated as nucleoside diphosphate-linked moiety X motif 6-like. Gene Ontology annotation, molecular function: ADP-ribose diphosphatase activity; NAD binding; NADH pyrophosphatase activity. Bases 1 to 378 code for a protein of 125 amino acids. The record is from RefSeq and is a predicted model, not a curated record. NCBI's taxonomy places the organism in Eukaryota, Metazoa, Priapulida, Priapulimorpha, Priapulimorphida, Priapulidae. The transcript has 2 exons.